AUGUCCGACCAUCCAGAUGAGUUCUUCCUAUAUCAUAAGAUGACAGAUCUCGCCAAAUCACCGAAAAAAUCCUCAAAUGAAGCAGCAGGAUGGGAUAUUUAUGCCGCAGAAACGCAUGAAAUCCUCCCGCAUUCACGAGCUGUGCUCCACGCAGCGGACUAG
Messenger RNA from Laetiporus sulphureus 93-53, 162 nucleotides. RefSeq lists its product as uncharacterized. The coding region runs from base 1 to 162 and encodes 53 amino acids. The record is from RefSeq and is a predicted model, not a curated record. The transcript is spliced from 2 exons. Lineage: Eukaryota; Fungi; Basidiomycota; Agaricomycetes; Polyporales; Laetiporaceae.